AACGAGCCGAAGCAACUUGCUCGUUCUGGUUUUCUGAGAGCGGUGCUUCUAAGGUCGUAGCACUAUGUCUGGUCGCGGCAAAGGUGGUAAGGGCUUGGGAAAGGGGGGUGCUAAGCGCCAUCGCAAGGUACUCCGUGAUAACAUUCAGGGUAUCACGAAGCCGGCUAUUCGUCGUUUGGCGCGCCGUGGUGGCGUAAAGCGUAUUUCUGGCUUGAUCUAUGAAGAAACCCGAGGAGUGCUGAAAGUGUUUUUAGAGAACGUGAUCCGUGACGCUGUCACUUACACUGAACAUGCCAAGCGAAAGACUGUGACUGCUAUGGACGUAGUUUAUGCUCUGAAACGCCAGGGUCGCACUCUCUACGGCUUCGGGGGCUAAGUUUCCAUCCGGCUUUAAAGUUGAAACAUCCUCAAAACCACAAAGGCUCUUUUAAGAGCCAC
Caretta caretta (loggerhead turtle) is the source of this 438-nucleotide messenger RNA. Its product is annotated as histone H4. Gene Ontology annotation, molecular function: structural constituent of chromatin; protein heterodimerization activity; DNA binding. Gene Ontology annotation, cellular component: nucleosome. The record is from RefSeq and is a predicted model, not a curated record. Lineage: Eukaryota; Metazoa; Chordata; Testudines; Cheloniidae.